CAUGUCAUCGCAACCACUCGUCAGUCGUCUCACCCAGAGUUGGAUCAACUCAGAGACAAACACCCGAAUAGACUCCAUGUCCUGCAACUGGAGGGCACUAAUUAUAACAGUUUCCCGCAGUUUGUUAAACAAGUGGAGGCUAUAGUGGGUGACCAGGGAUUGGAUACCCUGAUAAACAACGCGGGAAUGGCUUUUCGGGAUCGUUUGGAUUCAGUGACCGCCGAAGUUAUGGUCAAGAAUUUUGAAGUGAAUUCUGUGGCACCGCUUAUGUUAACCAAAGCAUUGCUGCCAUUGCUUAAGGUGUCGGGGGCCAGAGGAAAGACAUCCGUAAUUAACAUAUCAUCCACUAUGGGAUCCAUAAGCUUUGAGCACAGGGAGGGCUAUACCUACUAUGCCUACUGUACGAGUAAAACAGCACUCAAUAUGAUCACCAAAUGUCUGUCGGUUGACCUCAAGCCUCAUGGCAUACAUGUGAUCAGUAUAUGUCCGGGUCAUCUGAAAACAGAUAUGGGCGGACCUAACGCUGCGUUGGAAGUGAGCACCGGUGUGUCGGGUGUGCUAAAUGUUAUCAGAAAUAUGAUUACCGACGAUAAUCUUGGCAAAAUGAUCAGUCACGAUGGCACUAUCGUACCAUACUAAUUUUGUGAUCUUUAUACGUAUUUGUGUACUAGAUCAAUUUUGAAAUAAAAUAUUUCUCUCAUAUA
Messenger RNA from Oppiella nova, 704 nucleotides. The record is from the annotation of a GenBank genome assembly. NCBI's taxonomy places the organism in Eukaryota, Metazoa, Arthropoda, Arachnida, Sarcoptiformes, Oppiidae.